AUGGAUUUGAAGGAGAACUUGUCGCCAAAUGAUCAUGAUAAGAAGUUCAAUAGACAAGAUCGAUCAACUUAUUCUCCGAGGAGAGGAGGAAAAUUUGCACUGGAGGACUUCGAGAUUGGUCGUCCAUUGGGCAAAGGUAAAUUUGGCUCAGUUUACCUGGCUCGUGUGAAAGAAAAUGGAUUCAUCGUAGCCUUAAAGGUCCUAUUCAAAAGCCAGUUGAUGAAAAGCAAUGUUGAACAUCAGCUCAGAAGAGAAAUAGAAAUACAAGGGCAUCUGAGACACCCUAACAUAUUGAGGAUGUACACGUACUUUUGGGACGAGAAAAGGAUUUAUUUGGUGUUGGAGUUCGCACAGGGUGGUGAAAUGUAUAAAUAUCUGAAGAAGAGAGAACGUUUUGAUGAGACAACAACAGCUGUGUUUAUGUUUCAAAUGGCUGAUGCUUUGAACUAUUGUCAUCAGAAGAAUGUAAUCCACAGGGAUAUAAAACCGGAAAACUUACUUAUCGGAGAAGAUGGACAACUAAAAAUUGCUGAUUUUGGAUGGAGUGUGCAUGCACCAUCUAAAAAGCGUCAGACGAUGUGCGGCACUUUGGAUUACCUUCCCCCAGAAAUGGUUGUAGGAGAAGAGCAUAGAGAACACGUAGACAUAUGGUCUCUCGGUGUCCUCUGUUAUGAAUUCCUAGUCGGUACGCCUCCAUUCGAACAUGAUGAUUCCACGAGCACAUAUUCGGCUAUUCGUAACGUCCGCUACAAGUUCCCGCAUUACGUUUCUAGUGGCGCUCGUGAUCUCAUCAACAAACUGCUGCAACGUAAACCGCAAGACAGACUGUCUUUGAAAGAGGUCAUGGCGCAUGAAUGGAUACAACAUCACCUUAGGAAGCGAGAAUCUACUCUCAAGGCUUCCAAAAGGAACCUGAGGGACAAACCUUCAUAA
This is a messenger RNA of Necator americanus (New World hookworm), 933 nucleotides long. RefSeq lists its product as uncharacterized. The record is from RefSeq and is a predicted model, not a curated record. Gene Ontology annotation, biological process: protein phosphorylation; regulation of cytokinesis; mitotic spindle organization. Gene Ontology annotation, molecular function: protein kinase activity; ATP binding. The transcript has 10 exons. The coding region runs from base 1 to 933 and encodes 310 amino acids. Lineage: Eukaryota; Metazoa; Nematoda; Chromadorea; Rhabditida; Ancylostomatidae. Gene Ontology annotation, cellular component: spindle midzone; chromosome passenger complex; spindle pole centrosome.